AUGACUGUGGAAAAGGAAAGCAGUCCAUUGGUUGAGGAAGCAGCGAAACUAGCAUUGUCUGAGCCUUUUGCUAAGCAACAUACAAGACUUGUUUCUCCUAUACCAAAACCAGAAACCGAUCUGGAUAUGGAUCUCAGUCUUGAUGGACUGGGAAAUAUGGGAGAACUUACUGAUUUGGCAUUGGGUGAUGGAGUUACUGAUGAAGAUUUUGAUUUUUUUGAAACAAAGCGACCAAUAUCUACACCAAAAUCUGCAGUGUCGGUAAAGACUCCUAGCUGGACGUUGGCUGCGUCUUCAUCUACCUCUGUGACUACUUUACCUGUCAUUAGUAGUGCAAGCACCCCAGGGGCAGGAUCUUCUUUUUUGGCAUCUGCAUUGCAACCUGUUCAAGAUUUAAUCAACCCUUUGCGAUCGCAUACAGAUACAUCAGCGGUAGCACCUUCACCCGUAGCACCUUCACCGGGAGCUUCUUUUCAUCCACACACAUUUUCGCCUUAUGGCAACUUUACCACGCCGCAAUACAAUCCCAUGUCGCCCGCAUUUAUCGCUACAAAUGGUGCAUCGUGCAAUACCACUGGACUUGCCACUGUUGGUGGUUUAUCUACCAGUCCAGGUAAACUGCGAUUUGAUGGAGGUGUAUCUCCAGCUGAAUCACCUGCAAUGGUGUUUGGAUCGCCUCAGUUUAUGCAUGGAGAUGCAGCCACACCACAUUUUGCACAAUCUUCACCUUUUAACACUGCUGGAUCACAUAUUCCUGCCUCACCUGCGGUUGGGCCAUUGGUCACCACAUCGUCCAUGGUGCAAACCCCAUCAUUGACGACUGAUCGCGUUAUUUCUAGGCUAAAUGAGCAACACGAUGAUCCGAGCAUGACUGUAGACAGUUCUCAAUUCACUAUUGGGAAUGAAGUGUCUGUAUGCGAUGCGUUUGUAGUCGAGUCAGAACCUAUGAAAGUAUAUCAGUCUUUGCAUCCCAAUCAAACAGUCAAAUCCCCAGUAUCAGACGACUCUUUUGAGACUGAAAUUUUGCAAAUGACAAUGCCGGAAGCGUGGUUGCCAUUUCGUAUUCGGUUUGAUUUGAAUGUGAGAAACUUGGUUCAGCGAACAUUGGCAGAGCACGAAAACACAUUUUCCAAGUCACCACAGCUGCUCAAGUUAAUGGCGAGCGAUAAAAUGCUUACCAAAACAGAUUUGUUUAAAAACACAGCUAGUCUUUUUACAGCACCGCACUUGGGUUGGCUUAUUGGCAACUUUUCUGAUGCAACAGCGUUUAUGCCGUUUGAUACGUGUCUCGAGUUGUCUGAUUGUGAGAUCAUGUGGCAUCAAGAAUCUAAACUUGGCAGACUAGAUGAGUUUUGUGUGCCCGAUAUAUCUCAUCUGAAUGCAUUGUGUUUUGAUUGUGGCGAGCAUCGUGACCAUUCAUCAAAAUGCGAAUGCUGUACAGACUUUCAGAAUAUUCCUACUGGUACACUUAUCGGUCCACUUCCCUGGAGUUUACCGGCUACUGCAUGUUCCAACAAACUGUUUGAUACGAUUCGUAUGACUUUGGUUUCUUUGCUUGGUAUGAAUAGUGGCGAUGAUUCUACCACGUUGAAUAUAUCUGGACCAUUGGCGUUGCUAGAAUAUCAUAAUUUGCAAGAUUUGUCUACUACCAAAUAUGGCGGAUUUCAAGUGCGUAAAAAGAAACGAAUCAUGGAACCCGUAGUAGAUAUUCUUGCUGCUCCAGAUAUUAUUUUUAGACACGAUGGUGCACUGAUUUCUGCUAAUCCAUUCAGCUAUCGAUUUUGGACCAAGCUGCGUCUUGAGCCUUAUGCUGGUCGUAAGCGGAUAGCGUAUUUUGGUGUAUGUGGUGUAUCAGAUAAAAUGACGACUGAUACUAUGGACAUUGAAAAGUCUUCAGUUGUUGAAACCAUUUCAAUACAGAUGAAGCAGACUGCUUGUAUGUGGAUGACAGAGUUUCAAAACGAAUGGGAUGUGCAUCGGUUUGGUGACUGUAAACCAUUAAUGGAGUCUGUUGAAUUGUCAACCUGUUCUGUCAAUAUUCCAGGUCAGUUUGAGAUUAGGGUUACAUUGCCAUAUGUAGUGCACCACUGGCUGCUGACCAGAUUUUGUAAUCUUGUAGAUAAUUUUGAUGUAUGUGAUGGUGCAUCUGUGACCAAACUGUUUUCCAAGGCUUUCACUAAAUCAACAUGUUUUGUUUCUAAACUGUGCAGUAUUUCUGUUGACAUUAUUCGAUCCCGGAUCGUGUUUAAGCCUGUUGUUUUUCAUCAGGACCGUUUAUAUUCCGCAUUAGUAACUUCGAAUGACUGUCAUGAUGUAUAUAAUCAAUGUCAAUGGGUGCUGCCAGCCCCAGUUUCGUUGCGCAAUGCGAAUUCAAGUCGACCCAUUUCAAUGGAUCACUCAAAUGUUCCUUGCGCUAUUCCUGCACCGUCAGUUAUUCUUGAUGACAAGCGGGAAGGCAGACAGGCAUUUUUAUCUAUACGAGGACAAGAUCAUGGCACGAUAGAUAGUGAUUCUGACGGGGAGUGUACGAGCUAUGAUGAAUUUUUUGAUGAUGCUCGACGGGCUGCUAGUGAGAGGCUUAUUGUUGAACCGGUGCGAGUUGCACAUGUUGUGUAUUGGAUUUAUAAAACAGAGUUGGAAAGGGUACAGAUUUUUGUAAGAUGGACAGAUCAUCGUGGUGAAUUAUCGGGUGCGGGAAUUGUAUCGAGUCGACAGCUAGAAUCUCGAUCUGCCUUGUUUGGUCGUAUGAUUGAAAAUCUGCAGUUUGAGACUCGAUACCAACCGAAUUCUCAAAUUGGAGAUUCGUCAGAUGUUCCGAUUGAAUUGGAUUUGGAUUCUGAAAGUAGUAGAUCUUGUAUGCAAAAACCAGCUGUGUCCUGUAUUGUAUCCAUUUCUGUGUUUUGCAUAUCAACGUGUAGUGCUUUGCAAUGCUCUCGACCAUGUGGAUCUGCACCUUUUGGACCAUUGAACAAACAGGGUGAUGGUGUUUGGUGUGAAGAUUCGGUGCCUUGUGCGAUAUUUACGCUUUCUCACCAUCGUGUUCCACUUCCAGUUAUUUCAUUUGGUCAACAGAAUCUUGUGCCAUUUCUUCCUCUCUCGUCGGGAUGGAUAUUAAAAGGAAGUCAAAGUAUGAGACUAUCGCUGUUGUGGCAUUCACUUACCGAAUCUGCAGCUUUGAUUGCACCCUCACGGUUACGUCAUAUUUUGGUUGAUGAAUGGGAUCAAGAGCCUGCAAGUUCACCUGUAGGAUCAUCAUCUACUGGGUAUCUAGCAGCACUUCCAAAUCAUUGUAACAUUGUAAGGGAUGUUCUCAAACAACUAUGCUCACUGGACCAUUUGUAUAAACUUGUUUCUGAUGAAUAA
Batrachochytrium dendrobatidis JAM81 is the source of this 3363-nucleotide messenger RNA. RefSeq lists its product as uncharacterized. Gene Ontology annotation, molecular function: transcription coactivator activity. The coding region runs from base 1 to 3363 and encodes 1120 amino acids. Gene Ontology annotation, cellular component: mediator complex. The transcript is spliced from 5 exons. Gene Ontology annotation, biological process: positive regulation of transcription by RNA polymerase II. Lineage: Eukaryota; Fungi; Chytridiomycota; Chytridiomycetes; Rhizophydiales. The record is from RefSeq and is a predicted model, not a curated record.